This is a messenger RNA of Syzygium oleosum, 668 nucleotides long. Its product is annotated as RING-H2 finger protein ATL80. The record is from RefSeq and is a predicted model, not a curated record. The coding region runs from base 32 to 655 and encodes 207 amino acids. The transcript has a single exon. NCBI's taxonomy places the organism in Eukaryota, Viridiplantae, Streptophyta, Magnoliopsida, Myrtales, Myrtaceae.
UCCGUUCUCUCCCUCUCCCUCUGCCUCUCUCAUGACUCGCCACCGCUUCCUCGGCGGCGCCGCCGCCAACUCGUCGGCCGCGGCCGCAGCCGCCGGCCCUCCCCAGGCCGCCGUCCCCGUCGACUCCGACUACGUCGUCAUCCUCGCCGCCCUCCUCUGCGCCCUCAUAUGCGUCCUCGGCCUCGUCGCCGUCGCCCGCUGCGCCUGGCUCCGCCGCCUCGCCUCCCCCUCCUCCUUCGCCGCCGGCGCCCCACGCCCUCCCCCCCCGGCGCCCCCUCCGCCGCCCUCCAAGGCCAACAAGGGCCUCAAGAAGAAGAUCCUCCGCUCCCUCCCCAAGCUCACCUUCACCCCGGACUCCGCCGCCCGGUUCUCCGACUGCACCAUCUGUCUCGCGGAGUUCGCCGACGGGGACGAAAUCCGGGUGCUGCCCCACUGCGGGCACGCGUUCCACGUGGCCUGCAUCGACCCGUGGCUCGGAUCGCACUCCUCCUGCCCGUCCUGCCGCCGGAUUCUGGUGGCCGCCACCGCGGUGUGCGACAAGUGCGGAAAUUUGCCGGCGGCGACCCCGGGCUCGAGCUCGAUCUCCGGCACAGCCGAGGAGGAGUCCAGAAUGAAGCAAAGAGAAGAUCACGACAGCGGCGGGUUCUUGCCGUAACACGAAUUCUUCC